AUGAACCAUAAUGCGGGAGGAUAUCUGUACUGGGAGGGCGUGCAGUGGCCCAACCCCAACACCAACGAAAAAAUCAUCCGCGUGGACCAGCAGACGGGCGACUACGAAGUCGCCACGCGCCUCUGGGCCUUUGCCAACUGGUCGCGCUUCGUGCGACCCAACGCCGUGCGCGUCGGCACCUCGGGCGGAUCGGGGGCGCGCAUCGCCGCGUUCAAGAACGAGGACGGGUCGGUGGCCGUGGUGCUCAUCUCGCAGGGCGGCGGCGGCGACGUCACGGUCAAGAUCUCGGGCGAGGGCGCGCCCGCGGGCAAGGCGACGGCGUGGGCGUCGGACGACCAGCGCAAGUGCGCCGAGGUCGAGGUGACGGUGGGCGCGGACGGCGCGGUGACGGCCAACGUGGGCCAGAGCUCGAUCACGACGAUUCAUAUCGCUGCUGCGGAGCCGGAGGCUGAGCCCGAGCCGGCGCCUGAGCCUGAGGCCCCGGUGGAGGAGGAGACUCCGGCGGUGCCUGUUGAGCCUUAG
This is a messenger RNA of Parascedosporium putredinis, 522 nucleotides long. The record is from the annotation of a GenBank genome assembly. NCBI's taxonomy places the organism in Eukaryota, Fungi, Ascomycota, Sordariomycetes, Microascales, Microascaceae.